Pseudozyma flocculosa PF-1 is the source of this 1377-nucleotide messenger RNA. RefSeq lists its product as uncharacterized. Bases 1 to 1377 code for a protein of 458 amino acids. The record is from RefSeq and is a predicted model, not a curated record. NCBI's taxonomy places the organism in Eukaryota, Fungi, Basidiomycota, Ustilaginomycetes, Ustilaginales, Ustilaginaceae. The transcript has 3 exons.
AUGUCCACCCAGCAGCCCUCUCACGCGACUGCUUCUACCCCCGCUCCCGCCUCCCAACGCACACUCACCCUGCCCGAGCAGCGCAGCGACGCCCUUCGUCGCUUUUGCCUGCAGCACCCCGCCACCUUGAUGCCGCCCCGCAUAUCGACUGUGCUGUUGGAGAUGCCCGGCCAUGCGCAGCGAGCCUCGGUGCUGUGGUGGAUCCUCAAUCACAUGUGCUACACUAUGCUGCCUCACCUCGACAAACCCGGCUUUCCUCUUUGGUUCCUCGCGCUGGCUUAUCGCUGCCACAUCAGGUCGAGCCCGUCAGACGGUACGCCUGAGGCCGUCAUUCGCCCUGCGCCUCUGCUCGACCCAUCCGCCUUCGUGGGAGCCUGUGAAGACCUCCUCCGCGAGGUGCCGAACCCGGACCUGUUCGACACCAUCGAGUUCCUCUCCAGGAAGUACUUUGAGCAUGAGUCUGCCAUCCGGCUUCAGACGCAGGACGAGCGCGACUGCUUCCACCAAAGCGCGGCCGCCUUCACCAGGCCGUACCUUGACCGCGCACAUGAGCGCUUCGACCGCGAGAUCGCAAAGACCUAUGCGCCCAUGUUCGAGGCGAAUCGGGCCUGCGGCCGUGCCGUGCCGGUGGUCCAGUCGAGCGGAGUGGGCAAGAGCCGCAUGGUCCACGAGCUUCGACACCUCUGGCCGACGAUCAUCCUGACGCUGAGCGAGCAGGCCAACACCCCCAGCAUCGGCUACCCCGUCGCCGAGGCGGGCACCGUCGACUUUUUCACCAACUCCUGCCGCAAGUUUGGCAGUCCCGAGCUGGCCUUCCUCGCCUUCUUUGUCGCGUGGUUCAAAAAGGUCGCCAGUGUGCUCCGAACGACCUGUGCGCCGACGUCGAUGGGCGAUAUCUUCGCCCCCUGGGCGCCCAUCGAGGACGACCUCGGAGUCAACAAAGAGAUCCGCGAAGCCUUCUUCGCCGAGGUCUACACCUACGCCGAGACCCUGCGCCUCUUGGAGCCCGACUUCCAGAAGAAGGCAUCGCGCGAGGUAUCUGAGGACUUCUACCGCACCAUCAUCAUGUCCCACCUCUUUCCGCUCAUUAACCAGCUGGCACAUGCUAUCCAAGGCCUGGAGCCGGUCAAGGCUAAGCGGGCCAAGCUCGACCGCGCGGGCAAAUCCAGGCCGACGGUCGUCUACGUGGGCAUCGACGGGUACAGGCUUCUCGACAGCAUGCACCCCCGAUCGGACGCCUCCCGCCGCCUCUCCCGCGUCCUGAAGCUCAUCUCCGAGUUCGUAUACGGGGAUGAGGACGAAGUCCAGUUCUGGUUCCUGCUGAUCGGCCCUGACCUCCAAGCCGCCGAGGAAACCCGCCGCGUCUCGUGGGCCUGA